This is a messenger RNA of Drosophila serrata, 1052 nucleotides long. Its product is annotated as trypsin-1. Gene Ontology annotation, biological process: proteolysis. The record is from RefSeq and is a predicted model, not a curated record. Lineage: Eukaryota; Metazoa; Arthropoda; Insecta; Diptera; Drosophilidae. Gene Ontology annotation, molecular function: serine-type endopeptidase activity.
UCUCGAUCUUGAUCUUGAUCUCCAUCUCCGUAUUGGGACCCUAUAAGUAGCCAGCGUUUUUCAAAACGCUCUGUCACUUUCCUCCGAAGCCAACUCUGGACAAGAUGCGUAGCUACCUGGCCCUGCCGCUCCUUCUGCUGCUGGGCUGCACUUUGGCCCUGGCCCAAUAUCAAUACCAGGCUCCCCAUCAACAGACUCUUGCCCAGCAAUUUGCGGAUGUCAUCGAUGUGGUGGAUCCUGCAGAGGAGGCCCUUAAGGCAGUGCGUCCAAAUAAGAAACGCAAUCAGUGCAACACCAAGCAGAAUUGCUUCUGUGGUACCCCGAAUGUGAAUCGUAUUGUGGGUGGCCAGCAGGUGCGAUCCAACAAAUAUCCUUGGACCGCUCAGCUGGUCAAGGGUCGUCACUAUCCCAGACUCUUCUGCGGUGGCUCCCUGAUCAAUGAUCGUUAUGUCCUGACUGCAGCCCAUUGUGUUCAUGGCAAUAGGGAUCAGAUUACCAUUAGGUUGCUGCAGAUCGAUAGAUCCUCGGAUCCUGGUAUUGUCAGGAAGGUGGUGAAGACCACCAUUCAUCCAAACUAUGAUCCCAAUCGCAUUGUCAAUGAUGUGGCUUUGUUGAAGUUGGAGUCACCGGUUCCAUUGACUGGAAACAUGCGUCCUGUGUGUCUGCCCCAGGCUAAUCAUAACUUUGAUGGCAAGACGGCUGUGGUGGCUGGCUGGGGUCUGAUCAAGGAGGGUGGCGUCACCUCCAACUAUUUGCAGGAGGUUAAUGUGCCAGUGAUCACCAAUCAGCAGUGUCGUCAAACUCGUUACAAGGAUAAGAUCGCCGAGGUGAUGCUGUGCGCUGGUCUGGUCCAGCAGGGUGGCAAGGAUGCCUGCCAGGGUGACAGUGGUGGUCCCCUCAUUGUCAAUGAGGGUCGCUACAAGCUCGCCGGUGUGGUAUCCUUUGGCUAUGGCUGUGCCCAGAAGAAUGCCCCUGGGGUCUAUGCCAGGGUUAGCAAGUUCUUGGAUUGGAUUGAAAAGAAUACCUCCGAUGGUUGCUACUGUCAGAGUUAG